CCAGGUUGCUCUAACCACGGUCAAAAUAAGGACGUGUCCAACCCUGGGUGUCAAACAUCUAAAUCUACCACACAAGCAGAGUACUGAAUAUUUAAAGUAUGAGUGAUAUUGUUGGAAUUGGACCCAAUCAGUUUGUGCAUGUCUUGAACGUGACUACCAGCAUUACAUCUUUGGAAAUUGGGCCAAAGACAUUAGUGCUACAAAUAAAUGAAUUAUUGACAGUUGGACCAUUACCAUGUGUUGUAGUACCACCUGGUCAUUAUUGCAUUGUUAAAGAUCCUAUCAGAAAGUAUGAGCUAGGCAAACCAUGCCAACUUAGACAUGGCCAUUUUGAAGUUAGAUUUCACAAGGAACCAUUUGCACUGUAUCCAGGUGAAUCCUUAGUGGAUGCAGAAGACUUCACAAAGUCAUGUGCAGGGAAAGAGAAAACUUACUUACCAGCUAUUAAGACAUUACCAGUGGUGAAAGCACAUCAUGCCUUAUUGGUGAUGGCUAGAGUAGACCAUGAUGAUGGUGGUGAACAGAGAAAAGCUGGGGAUACAUGGCAUGUAGAAGGUCCUGUAACUUAUAAACCCACGGCAGAGGUGGAGAUAGUGAGUGUCAUUAAGCCACAUGUGAUAAAUUAUGGACAAGCUCUGAGAAUCCAGGCUAAACAAGACUUUAUUGAUAGAAAUGAUGUGCAAAGAGUGACUGGAGAAGAAUGGUUAGUGAAAAAACCAGGUGCAUAUUUACCAGGUGUUUAUGAGCAGAUUGUACAAGUAUUAAAUUCCUAUACUUUAACGCAAGAAGAUGCUUUACAUUUAAGAGCAACUCAGAAAUUUACAGAUGCACUUGGUAUUGACCGUCUAGCUGGGGAGGAAUGGUUAUUAACAUGUGACCAAACCGAGUCUUAUAUUCCAGAUGUAGGAGUGAAAGUACUAAAGGAAAUAAAAAAGACUGUGUUAGAAAAGAAUGAAUACUGUGUUGUUGUGAAUCCUGUGAAAGAUGGACAUUGUAUGCUGGGCCAACAGGAACUAAGAGAAGGCAUUACAAAUUUCUUCCUUCAUCCAGGUGAGAAACUCUUACAAGGAAUUCAAAAAACAUUCAUCCUGAUGGAGGACCAAGCAUUAGUUGUACAGGCUCAAGAUGAAUUUACUGAUACUUCUACGUCAGGUAUGAAGGGCAAGUUUUCUGUUGAUGUCAGCAGACACAAGCGAUUAACACCAGAGUUGUGUAUCAAUCCGAGCUGCAAGAUAAAAUUGAUACUACCCUAA
Molecule: messenger RNA, 1253 nt
Organism: Saccoglossus kowalevskii
Lineage: Eukaryota; Metazoa; Hemichordata; Enteropneusta; Harrimaniidae
Product: major vault protein-like
Cellular component (GO): nucleus; cytoplasm
Source: RefSeq, a predicted model, not a curated record